UAUUAAGUUUGUCAUAGUCAUAAGCAUAACUCAACCAGCAUUCGCUCAUCCUCAAAAAAAUGAAGCGCUCUGCCACCGUUCCCCCAGAGCUCUGGCCACGAUACAAGUUCUUCAGUGACCCGACCACCCAGUCCCGCCUCGAUGGGCAUCCUAAGAAUCUGUCGCAGAUUCGGGUGGACCCUAGCACUCAAAAAUGGGAACGACCCAGUAAUUUGGUGGUCGAUGCGAGCUGGGAUAAGUACUUGCCCUUGUUUUGUUUAGUGGAUGGCUCUUUUAUAUUAAUUUUGGAAGAUAAAGAUUGCUAAAAACCAUCAAUAAGUUAUAGUUAAUUGAUUGGCAUUGCCAUAUGAAGAUGGAUUCAUGAUCGAUUAUUAUUCCCAACGAGUAACUUCGCUUUCAUCGCUUAGAAGGACCUUAAGUACUCCUUUUACUCUUCAUCUUGUUCUUCUUCCACUCAGAACCCAUCACGUCCCCCUCACGUCCCCAAGGUACUAUUUCUUUUCCGAUUCGGCGAUCGCAUCUUCAAUCCAUUGCACCGCAAGAAAAGGGAGAGGACGAGUGGCAGCUAUUGGACCCAACACCUUUGGUCCAGAGUUCGUUGCGAAAUUCACACCACCAUUGGAUCCGUCUAUGAAGUACAUUUUCUUCAUUUUAUUCCUGAUUUCAUCUCACACUUGGAGUUCCUUGUUCAACACGAUGAUCUCAUUAUUUGCCCAUGAUGGAUUGAUUCAUUUGCCCAUGAUGGAUUGAUUCAACUUUUUCUUACUGCUCUCCUGAAAUACUAACAUUAAGGCUCAACUUUCAAUGGUCAUCGGGGUUCGUUGGUUGGUUGGUCACUGAGAUCGAAGAGGCGACCCCUUGAGAGAACAGGGGAAAACAAGGGGAGAGGCAUGGGGCAUUUCUCUUUCAGAAUCAGUGACCACUGACUGCUGACCUUUAAUAACAGUUACAGGUUUUUACAAAUUCCAACCCCAACUCCACCACCAGGUUGUCCGCCACCACCCACGACGCCACAUACCAAGACAAGAGUGGUGGGUCUGUUCCGAAGGCGCCUGAGCCAUCCAUCUUGCCGCAUAUCUUCCCAGAUGGCCAUCAGACGAUUGAAACGCUGUUCAAGAAUCCUCGAAAACACGGAAAAGCCAGCUUGUAUAUGUACUAAUGGAAAUGGUCAGUCACUGCUCAACAUACUGAAAUAGGAAUUUUUGUUGAUGCACAGUAGGUGAAAUUGAAGCUGCAUAAAAUAUUUCCGGAUGGGAGGAACGGCAUAGGCAAGAUGGCUAGAACACGCAUACUGAAUUUCAUAAUAUUGAUACGAUAGAAAGAUUCACCCGCUUAGGCUUACGGUGUAACAACUUCUGGUAAAUGCACAAUAAAUUUUUUGGUCAGAGAACAAAGAACUUGGACGAAUAUUCAAUAAGAACUAUUACUAUGCCACUUUUAUGAUCAGCUCAAUAUCACUUUCACUCUUCUUCUAAAUGAAUGAUCCACUAAAAAAUAUGUACCUCUUUUGACGCAAACACGACUAGACACAUAAACUAUUUCAGAUAUUUAUGCAUCGCGCGCAGUCUAUUUCCAAUAGUCUUUUUGGUCACAAUUUGAAAACACCAAGAGCUACACGCAUUUAAGAAAGCAUAGAAGAUGAUAUCAUAAAUGUGCUUUGGAGGAAAUAUAAGCUCAUACAU
This is a messenger RNA of Amoebophrya sp. A25, 1682 nucleotides long. The record is from the annotation of a GenBank genome assembly. Lineage: Eukaryota; Dinophyceae; Syndiniales; Amoebophryaceae.